AUGUUUGGGGGCGUCUCUUCCUCCCCAUCUUCACCCCUCUUUUUUUUUCUUCGACCUUGUGAAAGGGGAAGAAAAGGGGGCAAAAAACAUCACGAAGCUCAUGACCAAGUCUAUGUGUACACUAGUCUAAACUUUGCAGUAUGGAGAUUUAUUUUGCUUGCUGCUUCUAUACUUCUUGUUUUUCUGCCCGUCCCACGUGAUUCUUGGUGA
Molecule: messenger RNA, 210 nt
Organism: Bipolaris zeicola 26-R-13
Lineage: Eukaryota; Fungi; Ascomycota; Dothideomycetes; Pleosporales; Pleosporaceae
Exons: 1
Coding region: 1-210 (69 amino acids)
Source: RefSeq, a predicted model, not a curated record